AGAAGUCACAUGGAGUUAAAUCCCCAGUUAACACACGAAUUAGAAAAAUAGGUUUUGUUUACAUCAGGAUUGACUUGCCAAGUCAAUCAGUAACUAUCAUUCCUACAAGUCAGUAGGAAAUUAAGUUUAAACAGUCAAAUAAUUCAUCAAUAUACAAGUUUUUUAACAUCAAAACCCCAUUGAUGAUUCAGGAAGAGUAAUGUACAGCUUUACGAGACUAUGUGUCCAAAGGGUAGCUUGCGGAUUGAUAAGACAAGACAAGAGGUUAAAGGGCCACGCCAAGUGGCAAAAUAUCGCGCAUACCAAGGCGUUGAAAGAUGCUGAGAAAUCAACGUUGACUUUAGCUUUUUCGAGGCGCAUCAAAGUUGCUGUUGCCGAGGGUAACAAUAACACCAAACCAAAUGAAAACCCAAGACUAUCUAGCAUACUUGACGAAGCAAAGAAAAAGAAUAUACCAAUGGCAACACUACAUGGUCUGUUAGAAAAGCUGGAAAAGAGCAAAACCAAGAGCCAAACUGAGUUCGUGGACUUCCGCGGGCCUGGAGGCGCAUAUUUCGUAAUAAAAAUUUUGUCCCACAAUGUAGUCGGCGCGAAAAUGACGCUGAACACCUUGUUCAGGAAAUUGAAGUGCAAGCCAAUGGAAGGAAAAUCUAAAGGAACUUUGUUCGAACACGUGGGGUGCAUAAUUACCGAACACAAAGGCACUUUGGACUCUGCUACCGAAGACGCGAUCGCCGUCGGAGCGGAUGACGUUGAGGAGUUAGAGGCUGAUGGGAAAUUUUACCGAUUUGUUUGCGAUCCGUCUGUACUGCCUAAAGUAAAGAACCAACUAGAGGCUCGGGAAUACUCGGUACUGACGGCCGAUGAUGAAAUGGUGCCAAAAAAUACUAUUGAGUUAUCGGAGGACGAUUUGAAGCGAGUAGAUUUUUUGAUGGAAAAACUUAGAGCAAUAGAUGAAAUUGUUUCUAUUGAUCAUAAUAUCCAAUUGCCUGAAGAAGAAGUAGUUGAAAAUAAAAAUUGAUAAUUUUAUGUAAUUAUUUUUAAAGAUUUAUUAAUAAAUAAUUAUUGUUUUA
Molecule: messenger RNA, 1073 nt
Organism: Cotesia glomerata
Lineage: Eukaryota; Metazoa; Arthropoda; Insecta; Hymenoptera; Braconidae
Product: probable transcriptional regulatory protein Teth514_1449
Exons: 4
Coding region: 200-1021 (273 amino acids)
Cellular component (GO): mitochondrion
Source: RefSeq, a predicted model, not a curated record